Messenger RNA from Blastomyces dermatitidis ER-3, 2685 nucleotides. RefSeq lists its product as uncharacterized. NCBI's taxonomy places the organism in Eukaryota, Fungi, Ascomycota, Eurotiomycetes, Onygenales, Ajellomycetaceae. The record is from RefSeq and is a predicted model, not a curated record. The coding region runs from base 72 to 1031 and encodes 319 amino acids. The transcript has 2 exons.
UUCAGCUCAAGCAAUCCUUGAAGCUUGAUACAGAUACCCCAAUAUACACCCACCUCCAGCCUCCAGUAAUCAUGGAUCUCGUGGCAAGUAUUCGAAAGGAAGGCAGCCGUGGCGGCCGCGACUCCUUCAAAUGGUCCGAUGUCAAAACCUCCACCCACCGCGAAAACUACCUUGGCCACUCCCUGAUGGCUCCCGUCGGUCGAUGGCAGCAAAAUCGAGAUCUGUCCUGGUAUGCCAAGGGAGACAACGACCCCGAAGACUCCCCAGAAGAAGCCGCGGCGAAACGACGCACUGAGCGAGAGGAGGAGAUUAAACGCAUUAAGGAAGCUGAGCAGGAGGCGCUGGCGCGUGCGUUAGGUUUACCCGUCGCCCCCAAAAGCUCUCAAAAUGCAAAUAUGACGCCACUGGGUGGAAAAGAGGUAGAGCGGGCUAUUCAGGAGGCAAGUGCGGCGGACGGGGGAGCGGAGAAUGAUGACCGCCCCAGGGGCGUUGGGUUUGGGGGUUUUGGGGGUUUUGGGGGGAUGGGCGGGAUGAAGGCUGGAGAUCAGGAAGAUAUGAUGGAAGGGACGGGGUAUGAAAUGGUUGGCCCGGAUAAUGGGAUGGAGCGGCGUGGCAGGCGAGGGGACCGGACCCGAAGUGGGCGCGAUGGGGGUGGCGAUCGUCGAAGGAGAGGUGCGAGUAGGGAUCCAGAUCGAGGAGAACGAGAUAGAAGGAGUAGGAGACAUGAAAAAGAUGAUGAGCGCCAUGGAAGACGGAGACGCCGCUCUCGAUCUCCCGAUAGCGAUCACGGGGUAGUACAGAGGCGCCGCUCUAUAUCGGCUGAGAUGCGGAGGCAUCGUUCGAGGUCGGGAGAUAGGGCCUCUUAUACAAGAUAUCGACGAUCAUCUAGAUCGCGGAGUCGAGAUCGAAGGCGAGGGAGAAUGCGAGAGGAGAAAUAUCCCCGUCGUGAGCGGAGUUAUUCUCCCGCUGAGCGUCGUAGCCAUCAUGAUCAACGUUCCAGGCGAAAAAAUGACUAUGAUCGAAGGAGAUAAAAAAAAAAGCCACACUUAUUAAUGAGAUAAUGAUGGCCUUUGGAAAUACACGGGUGGCAGGAGUUCGGCGCUGGUGUCUUUUACAAGAUUUAACAUAUGUUACAUUCAUCUUGCCAUAACCUUUAUAUGAUGGGUAUUAUCCCACCAAAAAACCACGAACCGUUCUAUAUCUAUAAAUAAAAUACCCUUUUUAGAUGAUCCUCUUACAAUUCAUCAUGGCGGGUCUUCUGGUCUGUGCUCAAAUCUGGCAUGACCAUCAUCUUGACCACUAAACUCGUCCAUCCGGUGAAAUGCUGUGUUCGUUGACCAGCGCCGGUCUCGGGAUUAUACUGCUCCCAUGCAAAACCAGUCUUUUUCCAUUGAUUAAACACAUUGUCGACAAUGUUCUUGCGGAGUUGGGUAUACAUCUGGCGUGCUUGUUCUUGAUGUGGACCAGAAACCGUGGCGACAUCCUGUUUUCCCAAGAAGGUUAGUAGUGUGCUCUUGCAGAGAGCUUCAGUCAUAAUAGAACUCCCAGAUCCGAUUUCGACUUACAAGGAGGUUCUUGAGAAUCAAGUAAUUAAUGUUAAUCCAGAUGGGACUCCUCCAAUAAUUCUCUCCUAUUCCAUAAAACUCAUCUUUUUUGCUCAGACUACGAAUACCGUAGUCACUCCACAGCUCCUCUGGAUCCUGGAUAAGAUCCAAAAUAGGACCCAGCCGCGGGCUAUCAGCGGGUACCAAGCCCGUCAUAAAUGGGAAAAGAGAUACAUAUCCCUUGUGACAGACAUGCACAUGCUCCUCAAACUCAUCAAUGGUCGCAUCGCAAUAAGUUUGAGCAUCUUUGUCCCAAUGGAGAUCAUCGAUAUUCCGAGUGAUCGCAGUCUCAUAUUCCUUAAAUUCUUGCACGUCGUCGGUUUCAUCCAAGGCUUCAGCAAUACGCCGAAUCGCACGGGUCAUCAUUCCCAUCCAGCUAAUCAAAUCUACAUGGAGUUCGCCAGGGUGGGGAGGCUGAGGUCUCGGGUAAUCAUCAAGUCCGGAUGUUAGAAUGUGCUGCACAGAUCGUCCUCGCCACCUGUAGGAUUCCUUCGUAGAGAAAGCUUCCCGAUCAUACGAUUUAAUGUCACCCCACUGUGUUUUCUUAAACCAGAAAUACUGGCGUUUAAGUAGAGGGUAGAUAGAGCGAAGAUACGAAAUAGCAAGCUCCGGGUGUUCCAAAUAUUCCGAGCGGAUAUCGGAGGGUAAACCGUGUGCCUCAGCUUGUUUCCGGUCGCCAUGCUUAUUUAAUGGGAUUCUCUCCACAAAUGCCUCGAUAAUCAUGAAUAAUGUUGGAGGAUUUGCAUAAUGUGGAUAUUGAACCUGAAAUUCCUGAGGCACCUUGCUACGGGCUUCGGAGCCUAAGAUCUGUUCGCGUGCAAUCCACCCAUCCUCAUCCAUGAGAUUGAACCAGCUCUUCGUUAUUUCCAAACUACCACCUAUUAGCAAUUGCCAUCAAAAUCCGGUUCAAUUAAAACGUACGUCAAGUCGAGGUCCCAAUCAAUAAUAGGGAUCAAGUGGAAUCCUUCAUCCCAGAGGAAGCCACGAGGGAAGAAUGGCCGGGACGGGAUACUUGUAAACAACUCCGAAGGGCCAACUAGGCUUGGCUCUGCCCGGGCUCGUGCUUGUUCUGUCUCUUCCC